AUGGUUUUGAGUGGUUUCGACGGUAUUUUGUUAAUUGCAAUAUUUGUUACCUUUUUAUCUUUACAAAUCGUUUAAAAAUGUCUAGUAAACAUUUACAAACUGGCGAUUCAAAACCUGCUUUUGAUAGCUCGAAAAGAUUUCGUAUUUACAGCAUGAGAUUCUGUCCAUUUGCACAGAGACCAAUAUUGGUCGCAGCAGCUAAAGGAUUGAAUUUUGACAUUGUUAACAUCAAAUUGCGGAAAGAUUUACCUGAAUGGUAUCCCUCAAUUAAUCCAUUAUGUAAGGUUCCUGCCAUUGAGUUUCCUGAUGGGGAACCAAUUUAUGAAUCUUUGAUUGUCUCAGAUUUACUGGACGACCUCUACCCAGAGAAACAACUUCAUCCAAAAGAUCCGAAAGAAAAAGCGAAACAAAAAAUUUUUAUUCAAAGUUUUGGUGAAACAUUGAUUCCGUCGUUUUACAAAGGCCGACAAGAGCAAGAAAAAACUGGAAAAACCAGUGAAGAAAUGGUGAAGAAUAUUGCUAAUGUUGAAGAAUAUUUGGCUAAGCAAAAAUCUAACUUUUUUGGAGGUGAUGAGGCUGGAAUGUUAGAUUUCAUGGUUUGGCCGUGGUUUGAACGUUUACCUUUGUUUUAUACACUAUCUGUGGACACACAUCCAAACUUGACAAACUGGGUCAACCUGAUGCAAAAUGAGCCCGCAGUGAAAGAAACAGCGUUAUCAACGGAAAAUCAUUUGAAAUUUUACGAAGGAUACAAAAAUGGUCAGCCUGAUUAUGAUUUUCUUUAAUUUUUGAAUGUUGGUUUUGUAGUCAUCUGCAGUUGAUAGUAUUUAGGGGAGAAAUGCGAAAUGCCUGCAAAGUUUCGAACACUCCGAACAGUCAGUUCAUAUAUUUACAAAAUUACGUUUGAUAUUUUUGCCAUGAAAUCAAAGCUGCGACAUGAAAUUUGAUUUAUAUAAUAAUAACUUGACAAGUUCA
Dendronephthya gigantea is the source of this 975-nucleotide messenger RNA. RefSeq names its product glutathione S-transferase omega-1-like. Gene Ontology annotation, biological process: glutathione metabolic process. Gene Ontology annotation, molecular function: glutathione dehydrogenase (ascorbate) activity; glutathione transferase activity. Gene Ontology annotation, cellular component: cytoplasm. The coding region runs from base 78 to 785 and encodes 235 amino acids. The record is from RefSeq and is a predicted model, not a curated record. The transcript has 5 exons. NCBI's taxonomy places the organism in Eukaryota, Metazoa, Cnidaria, Anthozoa, Malacalcyonacea, Nephtheidae.